Nylanderia fulva is the source of this 1245-nucleotide messenger RNA. RefSeq lists its product as uncharacterized. The record is from RefSeq and is a predicted model, not a curated record. NCBI's taxonomy places the organism in Eukaryota, Metazoa, Arthropoda, Insecta, Hymenoptera, Formicidae.
AUGGCAGAAUUAAGAAAUUUGCUCAUCUCGCAAGUUGAAACAAUCGACUCGAUAAAGCGAGUUCUCGUUAACUUCAAGAAAUUAGCGAAAGCUAAUGUUACAUUAGCAAAGACGCAGAGGCGUCUUGCAACGCUGGAAACGCUUUGGACUUCCUGUCGAGGGCUACACGUCAAGCUGCUGCAAGCCACAACUUCGGAGGAGCAGAAGACUGUCUCGUAUUUCCUGAAUGGAAACUUCCUGAGCGCCGAGGAGAUCUACCACGACACGGCCGACCUCCUUCGCGAUACGAUAAAACACAGUACUGAUUCUUCAAUUCGCGAGGGCAUUCAUAAUCACAAUUUUCAGUUGCCACGGAUCUCACUUCCGAAGUUUUCGGGCAAGUUCUCCGAAUGGGAGAGUUUUAAAAAUACUUUCGAGUCUCUUGUCGCGAGUAAUGAUUCUCUCUCGAACACGCAGAAAUUUCAUUACCUCAAAACGAGCGUCAUCAGUGACGCUGCCUCGAUUAUUAGUAAUUUAAAGAUUUCCGACGCUAAUUAUGAGUCCGUCUGGCAGUUGUUGAUUGACGAGUAUGAUGAUCAACUUACGUUGAUCUAUACUCACAUUCACGCCUUCAUGUGCCUACCGACAAUGAAGGCGGAAAACGUCGCGGAAAUGCGAAAGUUGAGAGAUACCGUGUCCGCAUCUCUAGCGGCUCUCACUAAUCUAAAGCGGCCGGUACGCGAGUGGGAUGACAUUCUCGUCUACGUCAUCUCUCAAAAAUUUAGUUCGAAAACAAGGAGCGAAUGGAAUUUAAAAAUUUCGUCAAGUCGCGAGCUUCCUUCGUACAAGGAUAUUCAUGAAUUCCUCACGCUUCGAAUACGAGGUCUGUCGGACUUCUCCGACAAUCCUAAAGUAAUCGUCAAUUCUAAGAGUGACAAAACGCAGUCCUCCGUUCAUAAUCUUUCCGCGAUUAAGUGCAUUUGCUGUUCCGGCAGUCAUUCGCGGCAUGCCAUCGCGCGACAGAAUCGGGUCUGCUUCAAUUGUUUGCGAGCGGGACAUUUCACGCCGAAAUGCUCGAGCAAAAUUCGAUGCGCUCAUUGUCAACGCUCUCAUAACACAUUGUUACACAAUGAGAGUGAUCAAAAUAAGGACACAGCGGAAAAUUCCCGUUUAUCGAAUUCGAGCGUUAAUGCGUCUACUACCACGAGUAAGACUGUCGUAGUCGGCGACGCCGCCGUCGCCAGCGUGCAAACUCUCAAACCUUAG